Molecule: messenger RNA, 3806 nt
Organism: Larimichthys crocea (large yellow croaker)
Lineage: Eukaryota; Metazoa; Chordata; Actinopteri; Sciaenidae
Gene: micall2a
Product: mical-like 2a
Exons: 17
Coding region: 249-2549 (766 amino acids)
Molecular function (GO): protein binding
Source: RefSeq, a predicted model, not a curated record
GUUGUGGAUGACGAAUCAGCAGUCGGUGUCAAUUAGUGUAAUGAGAGCAGAAACACACACCACCAGCUCGUCAGCGGUCAUUCAGGUAAAAGAAGGAAACAGGACGCAGCUGCAGCGCCGCAGUUCACGGUCAAAUCCUGAGCAGAGACUUUGUUUUUAUCUGUCUUUCCUCCCGGCUCCUGCACACUGAACCCUCUGCCUGUUGCACUCUCCAUCUGCUCCGAGUGUGUCUCUGUCGCGCUGGAACCAUGGCUGCCAUCAAGGCUUUGGAGCAGUGGUGUAAAAUGCAUUGCGAGGGCUACAGAGAUGUGGCCAUCACCAACAUGACGACUUCAUUCAAGAACGGAAUGGCUUUUUGUGCGCUUAUACACAAGUACAGACCGGAUCUGAUAGACUAUGACUCACUCAGAAAGGAGGAUGUGUUUGAGAACAACAGCCUGGCUUUUCAGGUUGCAGAGGAGAAGUUAGGGAUACCGGCUUUGUUAGAUGCAGAAGACAUGGUGGCUUUGAGGAUCCCAGACAGGCUGAGUAUUCUUACCUACGUCUCCCAGUACUACAACUACUUCAAAGGACGCCCUCCCAUGGGAGGUGUAAAAAGGCCAGCAGAGGGCUCCAAGGAGGAGCCAUCAGAGAAGAAAAAUCUCCCAGUGGUUGCCAAAACCUUUGUGUCUAAAACCGCCGUUGAGAAUCGUUUACCUUCCACUCUCACUGCUCAGUCGUCACCCAAAUUGGCCCGAGCGGCUGUUCAGGCGGUUCUGGCAGAAAACGCCAACAAAACUGGAACUCUCAAUAGCAAAUGUGUUUCAUGCAAGAGUCAUGUUCAUCUUGUUCAGAGGCACUUUGUGGAAGGCAAACUCUAUCACAGAAGCUGUUUUAAAUGCAGUGAGUGCUCCAGCGUGCUUCACGCAGGAGGCUACAAACCUGGGAAGGAUCCUGACACCUUCAUCUGUAACGCCAACCAGAACAGUUGCAAACCUUCCCCAUCUGAGCUGCAGAUCAAAAAGGGACUUGCCAGUUCAGCUGGGCGAUUAAAUAGUGCCAGCCAGUCCAAGCCAGCACCACACUCCACUUCUGUGCUGUCAGCCCCACUAAAUAUUGUUGUGAAGCCAGUCAGUCCUACUCCACCUUCCAAGUCCUGGACAGCCUCAGCCCAGAAGACGCAGUCGGCACGGCAGAGGUUUUUCCAGGCUGCACCGCCAGUCACAGAGGCCUCAACAGGUAACAGGAAGCCCGCAGAGCUCUCAAGUGUUUUAGGAAGGCAAAAGGUUCCACUGAGUCCCGAUGAUGAGAAGAGCAGAGGCAGAACAACCAUCGGAAAAAAACUGGCCGAAGAAAACUGCAAUAACAACAACAAGCGCCCGUUCACCAUCCGAUCAGCAGAGGGACGCAGGUUUGGAGAUGAGCCAAGUUCAGCUGACAGGCCUUAUCUGAGAAAGGAUAAAUGCAGCCAAGGCCCAGCAGGAAACUGGGCAGUACAGCCCUCCACCAGCCAGACAAACAAUAAGGAAUCGCCAUGUCUGAAGGCCAUCAACAAAGACAACACAAGGCCAACAACUGUACACAAAACCGCCAAAGAUCCAAUCUACGAGGGGCAGUCAAAACUCGAACCUUUGAAAACAGAGCCAGGUCUAAAAGAUGCUGAAGCUGAUGCGUUUACUGAGCAACAUAAGCCUGGAUUCGUGUCUGCGACUUCCUCUAAUAUCUCUACCACUGCAACAAGGCCUCCCUCGACCCCAACACCUGCAGUACCUCCAGUUAGCUUACCUCUGUUUGAUCCUGCACAGUUUAGGGAAGUCUAUCCCAAGAAACCUCAGUCUGGCUCUGAAGACCAGGGUUUUAAACAUAGGAGUCACUCGUCUGUGAAAUCCCCACCCAGGCGGCCAGCUGUGGAAUCUAUUAGCACUUCAACGACUGCUCCAGCCAAUCACGGAAAUCCAUCAGGUGCUAAAAAGGGAAAGUAUUUGUCACCCACCAACGCCUCCAGGACUGAAAUGAGGUCACCCUCUGUAAAGUCUUAUCAUAUUCCGGUGGAGCAGAUUGAGAGGGAGCUGAAUGAUAUUGAGACAAACUUGGCUCAGUUGGAGAAGGAGGGUGUGGAGCUGGAAAAGAGACUCCGCAGCUGUGAGGAAGAGGGAGAGGGGGACAUAUUGAUGGAUCCACUGAUGGUCGACUGGUUCAACCUCAUUCGAAAAAAGCAGAUGUACAUUAGAAAGGAAUCAGAGCUUGUAUACACAGCGAGGACACAGGAGCUAGAGCAGCAGCAGCCAGAUGUGGAGGGGGAACUUCGUAGGCUCCUGGAAAAGCCAGAUCAUUUAAAGUCCAGAGAGGAGCGACAGCGGGAGAAGAAGUUGAUGCAGAGACUGAUGGAGAUUGUGGAUGGCAGAAAUGCCAUUGUGGAGGGUCUAGAUGAAGACAGGCUGAGGGAGGUGGAGGAGGAUCAGCAGCUGAAUGAAAUGAUGAAAAAUCUUGGAGUAAAGAAGGCCAAAAAUAAAAGGAAAUCUUCCAUCUCAAAAUUGUUCAGGCGAAGAAGUAAAAGACGAGUGGAAUGACCUUCAAGGCAAUUUUUACUACACUUUGAUUCAGAACUGAGUCAAUCUUGUCUUAUAAUUAUUAUUUUUUUUUAAAUAAAUUAAGGUUUUAUAUUGAAGUAUUGCAGUACAGUAUGUCAAUGAGAAAGCAAUGGAAGAUUAGAAAGCAUAAUGGAUGAAUUGUGUUGUUUCAGAAUGUUUUGAAAAUAAAGGUUCAGUUAAAUGUUUUUUUUGUUCAAUUUUCACCUUCAGUUCUCUGUUUGCCGUCGUGAAGUCAGUUCUGAAUAGUGCAUGUUUCAAUCUUUACUUUUUUUCACAAGGGGUGUCAGGUUUUUUUACAACGGUUUUUCACUGUUUUUUUUCAAAAAGACGAUGGUGCUUAAUUAUGUGGCAAAUACAGCUGCAUUUCCUUUACUGUACAUCGGAAGUAUCACAAGAAAAAAGGGCAUCAUUAUUAAUGGCUAUGAUUGUUGUGUGUAAAGAUACUGUAUAUGUAUAGAUUUUAGCAAAUUAAGUUGCGCUCGGUCAAAGAAAUUGUGAGUAAAAACAAACUAUCAUGAUUUACAAAUUCCAGGGGGAACACUGGCUGUUCCACAUGCAAAUAGGAAUGAGCAGAAUAAAUGUGUAAUCCUCAAAAACAGUCUUGAUCCUAAAUGAAAUUAUUUCAGUAUUUAUUGAAUAAUGGAUUUUAACUAAUUUCCUGUAAGGAUAUUAGCAGGAGAAAAAGCCUUGACAAUUAAGUUUUGAAUGGCUGUCGAGUGUAAAAUGGAGAGCCACACAUGUUGAACUGUCUUGUUACAGCCUGUAGUUCCUCUCUCACACUGUACUGUAGGUGGCAGCCUGGGUAUGCUGUAUAACAAGGCAAGAACUUGGAAAUCCAAUUUGCCACAGUACGGACAGUUAAUUUCUUUGCUAAUUUUAUAAAUGCUGCAAAAAUGUUCAGCUGUGCUGAUGCAAUAAUGUUAUGUGAAAGAGGAUUAGGUAGAGCAGUAGCUUAUGGCCGGGGAAGGCUUAUAAACUAUAGGUUGUAUUGAGCUCUUUAUCUCCAAACUGGGUUUAAUUAAACAUUACUCUUACUAAUAUCUGCAUCAGAAAUGCUCCGUACCUGAGCUAUUAAAAAUGUUCAAACGAUGUGUGGAGUCUCUCAAGUGUGAAAAUGGCAUUCGGGAAUGUACUGUAAUAUUGCAUUUAAAGUGUUAUUGUACGGUAUGUACUUGUAUGUAUUGUAUUUUUAAACUUGGAAUCUGUUGUCCAAUAAAUCCUUUGAAGAUUAGUGUG